Molecule: messenger RNA, 1506 nt
Organism: Diplodia corticola
Lineage: Eukaryota; Fungi; Ascomycota; Dothideomycetes; Botryosphaeriales; Botryosphaeriaceae
Exons: 1
Coding region: 1-1506 (501 amino acids)
Source: RefSeq, a predicted model, not a curated record
AUGUCCUUGCGGCAAGCAAUGAUCCAAAACGAUCUUUACGAUAUAGUGUCGGAUGAGAUUGCUCGCUUUGUUUCAAGAAUCAGUGCCCUGACCAUCGACGAUCAAGAAUGGGACGAGUGUGCAGCUCAAGUCAACAACCUGCGCUGGAAUUAUACGGGCUAUGGACUCGACGGCGCUCAAGACGAUGGUCCUGGACUUUCUCGGAGCGAAAGCAGCCAAGAUUAUGGCCCAAAUAACACUAGUUUCGACAGAGCGGGCGGUCUUGAGGCACAAUCAGCACGCCAACGUCUCCAUUCCCGUCCUGCGCCGUCGCUCGACACGCCCAGCAGCCCACCGCCUCCAUAUUAUCCUCCCAACUACGAUGUACGGCUGCAGCGUACGCCUGUCAGGCUUCCACCUCGCGAUGCUUACCAAAGACGGCCCCACCGUUCCCAACCCAUGUAUGAAGGUGCCUCCUCCGACCCAGAAUCCUACUUGUCCGUCAGCAACUCCAUAACCCCGCCCCCCAGCCCACUGGUCACACCCCCCGACGUAACCGCUCGAGCUCCCCCCACAUCCGUCAUCGCGGUCACGAACUUCUUCACCACGAACCGCAACAACAACAACAACAACAACAACAACAACCCCGACGCCACCAUCCGCCGCAGCCUCAACAUCACAGACAACAACAACAACAACAACAACAACAACCCCAUCGCCCUCACAUAUUUCCCCCGCUCCUCCCCACCCCCCUCCACCAUCGUAUCCCCCCUCUCCCCACCCACGACCCCCACGAGCUCCACGAGCCCCACCCCCACCGCCCCUCCCUUUCCCACUCCCACUCCCUCUCCCUCCCCCCCUCCCCCUCCCCCUCCCCCUCCCUUCCCCCCUCCCCCACCCACUCCCUUCCACCCCACCAACGCCUCCGCCGCCGGCCCGCCGCCCACCGCCGCCGAAAUCGCGUACCUCCACGCCGCCAGCCACGCGCUCGAGAUGGACAGGCAGGGGCAGCAGGGCCAGCAGCUGGACAGGCAGGGGCAGCAGGGCCAGCAGCUGGACAGGCAGGGGCAGCAGCGGCAGCGGCAGCGGCAGUGGCAGUGGCAACAGCGGCACGUGCCGCCGCCUAUGGUGCGGAGGGCGUUGGCGGCGCAUGUGCAGAGGCUGCUGGAUCGGGUGGGGCCGGUGGGGGGCGUGGAGAGGGCGGAGGCGUGGGAGGAGAGGGGGGAGGUGUUGAGGGGGUUUGAGAGGGGGUGGGGGGUGGAGAUGGGGUGGGUUGGGGGUGAGGAGGGGGGUGAGGAAGGGGAGGAAGAGGGGGUGAGGGAGGGUGGAAGGGGAAGUGGUGGUAGUGGUGGUGGUGAGGAGGGGAGGGUGCGUUUGUGGAGUGGGGAUGGAGCUGUUGGUUAUGGUGGUGGUGGAGAGGAAUUAGAGGAAGGAGAUUUGGUGGAAGAUGGGGCAGUGGGUGAUGAUGAGCGGUCGGAUUGGGAUGAUUAUGAUUAUUUGGAUUUGUCUGAUGAUGAAUGGGCUUAA